AUGGCUACUGCUAUGUCAUCAAAUGAUAAUUUUUACACAGCAGAUGACGAUAUGCGUCUUGAAAUAUUCUGUCUUGUAUGGUUAGAUGCUAAUUCAAACGCUAAAGACACCAGAGAUACAGAACAAAAGUUACGUUCAAUUAUUAAUCAUUUGAAGAAAUUUCAAGAUGUUAAACAAUGUCAAAAAUUUAUUGAAGAAAGAUCAAAAAAUGAUCGCAUUUCGAUCAUUGUUAGUGGUCAAUUUGGACGAGAAAUAGUCCCUGCUAUUCAUAAACUUCGACAAAUUAUAUCGAUUUAUGUGUAUUGUUUCGAUAUAGUACUUAACAAACAAUGGGCCGAUAAAUUUGCAAAAAUAAAAGCUGUUGUCAAUAAACUUGAUGACCUGAUCACUAGAAUCAAAGCUGAUCAUAGAAUUCAGAAAAUCGUAGAAGAACCAUUGUCUAUUAAUAUUUUUACGACCGGUGGUAGUUCAACAGCAGGUGUAAAUGGUCAGUUUGUUUUUUCACAGAUUCUAAUUGAUUGUCUUCUGCGACUGAAACCUACUAAAGCAGAUAAAAAAGAACUGAUUGAUCGUUGUAAACAACUGUAUCAAGACAAUCAAUAUGAAUUGAGCAAAAUCCAUGAUUUUCGACAAGAAUACUCACCUGAAAAAGCCUUAUGGUGGUAUACUCGUCAGUCAUUCUUUUACAAGACUCUUAAUGCAGCUCUACGUAAACAAAAUAUCCAUUUCAUUUUUUUAUUUCGUGAGUUUAUUUCCGAUAUUCAUCGUCAAUUGAAAGCUAAUCAAGCGGGUGAUACUUUGCGAGUGUAUCGAGGUCAGAUGAUAUCCAGUGAUGAAUUGGAAACUUUCAAGAAAAACUGUGAUCAUUUCAUUUCAAUCAAUUCAUUUUUUUCCACAAGUCUCGAUAAAACGCAAGCUCUGUUAUUUCUAAAUAGUUGUGAUGUUGGAGACAACUUAGAACCAGUCUUGUUUGAAAUUGAUGCGAAUCCUACGUUAGUUACUAGCAAACCAUUUGCUGAUGUCAGUUCAUACAGUGAAUUUACUGGUGAAUCCGAGGUCCUCUUUAUGCUUGGUUCGAUUUUUCGUUUGAAAAAUGUAAGGAGCAGUAGUAAUGGUCAAGUAUGGAUCGUGCGAAUGACUUUAUGUAGUGAUGAUGAACAUGAUUUAAAACAAGUCAUAAUCGAUAUGAAAGAUCAUUUUUUGAGUCGCGAAAUAAAUCUUCGAACGUUAGCAAAACUAUUAUGGGAGAUGGGUAAACCUGAUUUGGCUGAAAAAUAUUUUAUUCGCUUGUUAGAACAACUAUCACUACAAGAUCCUUUACUUGGCGAUUUGUAUCAUGAUCUUGGAAGACUUGCAUCACAUGUCGGUAACUUGGACAAGAGUAUGGAAUGGCAUAAAAAAGCUAGUGCGUGGAAAAAACAAAACCAAUCAAGUACCACUGUUGGCAAAUCGUUAUCUCUUCGUCUUCCACUUAAAUUGUUCAUAGAAAAUUAUGAAAGAAGGUAUUUAAUAAAAAUUGAAGUAUAUCGACUCUUUUCGAAUUCUGUUCGAUCCCUAUGAAACAAUCUAUGAUUAGAAAGAAUUGUCUUUUUCUAUUAACAAUCUCAUUGAUAUUAAUUAUGAAAUUAAGAAAUAUAAAAAGUAAAUGGCAACCCAUUCUAUAGUUCUUCUCUGACGUCCUUAUAAUCGAUCUGAGUUUGCAUUUGAUGUUGACUCUUACUUGUUAAAUAUUCCCAUUGAAUUUUAAUGUUUUCAUUACUAUGUAGCAAAUGACGUUCAUAGAUAAGAUGGCAAUUAUAAUGGCUUGCUUCGUUCUCUUAUGUUUUAAUUUUUCGCUCUUUGUAUCAAGAUCCAAUAAGCACAUACAACCAUAGAGACUAUAAUAUAGUAACUUGAAAAGCAAUGUGAACUCUUAUUAUUUCGUAUUCGUCAGUUUGAUUAUAAAAUUUUCUAAAUUAAACAUAUCGCUUUAAGUUAUACAGAGUUUCUUUGUCACUAAAUUGGCAAUACGAAAAAAAAACAGAAUACAUAAAUGAGACAAAAUCGAUUUUGUUUUGUUUGUUGGAUAUCAGAUUAAAUUAUGUUUUCU
Molecule: messenger RNA, 2089 nt
Organism: Rotaria socialis
Lineage: Eukaryota; Metazoa; Rotifera; Eurotatoria; Philodinida; Philodinidae
Source: the annotation of a GenBank genome assembly